UAUGUUCGGGCACUUCUCCUCGUCGAAAGUCGGAAAACGGAAUUUCCAGCUUCCCCGACUGCAGCAUAAGCUCAAAAUGUACUGCCGUAGUAAUGACUCCUUAUAUGGUAUGGAAUGUUACGUAAGUGUGAUGACGUCAAUAAGUCACAAGACCGCGCGAGCUGAGCUGUGUGAGCGAGGACACAAAGUAGCUGCUCUCACUGUGUAACGUCUUCAAAGCUAGCAAGGAGGCACUCGAGGAAGCAUGGCCGCCGUGGGCAACGACGGGCAGCACUUGCCGGACGGAAAGGACAGCGCGUUCCUGUGAUACCCUUCGCCUUAUAGUCUCGGGACGGGAAGAGAGCGCCGUAACACCGAGCUCCUCAUCUCCAGUAACCUGCGUCUUACGAGUCACCAUUAGUGAGCUCACGUCGGAGCUAAGCUAGCGCGACCGCUAGCUUGGCCGCCUCCGGAGGUGGCAUCUGUUUCGUGGGGGAUGUUGUCCGUGCUGUCGUACGGGAGACUGGUUGCCAGAGCUGUCAUCGGCGGACUCUCGCAGACGGACGGCCGCGACUACAGCCUGGUGACGGCAAGCUGCGGCUUUGGCAAAGAUUUCCGUAAAGGCAUCCUCAAGAAAGGAAUGUGUUAUGGGGACGACGCGUGCUUCAUCGCCCGACACAAAUCUGCCGAUGUUUUGGGUGUGGCAGAUGGAGUAGGAGGCUGGCGAGACUAUGGCGUGGACCCGUCGCAAUUUUCCAGCACUCUGAUGAAGACGUGCGAGCGCCUGGUGAAGGAGGGACGUUUUGUUCCCAGCCACCCCGUCGGAGUCCUCACCACCAGCUAUUAUGAACUGCUGCAGAACAAAGUGCCGCUGCUCGGCAGUAGCACAGCCUGCAUCGUGGUGUUGGACCGCCAGAGUCACCGGCUGCACACGGCCAACUUGGGGGACUCGGGCUUCCUGGUGGUUCGCGGGGGGGAGGUCGUCCACCGCUCCGAUGAGCAACAACAUUACUUCAACACGCCCUUCCAACUGUCCAUCGCUCCUCCCGAGGCCGAGGGGGCCGUCCUCAGUGACAGCCCGGACGCAGCCGACAGCUCUUCCUUUGACGUCCAGCUGGGUGACAUCAUCCUCACUGCCACCGAUGGCCUGUUUGACAACAUGCCUGACUACAUGAUCCUGCAGGAGCUGAAGAAACUCAAGAGCGCCAACUAUGAGAGCAUUCAGCAGACUGCCCGCAGUAUUGCGGAGCAGGCCCACGACCUGGCCUACGACCCCAAUUACAUGUCACCUUUUGCACAGUUUGCCUGUGACAACGGACUCAACGUUCGAGGAGGGAAGCCAGAUGACAUAACAGUGCUGUUGUCCAUAGUGGCAGAAUACACUGACUAGGUUCAACACUAGACUGUGACUGGAUGGACUGCUUUGUCUCCUGCUGGACAGGAUGAAGGAUUCAGGAUGUCAGAUGUUUUGUUUUUUUUCCCUCCCAACAUGCCGCAGCUGUUCUUUACCCCAAACCUUAGCUGACCAGGUGGAUGUAAAAACAGCAGCAGGCCCUAAAAAAACAACUUUGCAAACUGCAAUGCUCCCUCUGUAAUUUUUGUGCGAGCGAUAGAAGUCACAUGAUGAAACGUUUUUGAGUGUUUAGGCAGACCGGGGGGGGGGUUGGACUUUUGAAAAUGUUCGAGCGGCCCCGUUCUGGGCUGCCAGAAGGGAAGUUUACGCUUCAUUCUUUCUGUUGAGAAAGGUGCUUGCACAUGGUGCGGCAUCCUUCAGGCUGGUUAAAUGGAUGCGUGAUUCUUAGCAAAUUUUAUACAUGGAUGCAGAGAGCAGAUGUUUUAUAGUUUGUCGUCCUUGUAUCUUUGCAAAAAAAAAACAACCUUCCUUCCUGGGGCAGGUUGAAACAUUUGAUUUUGUGAACUGCAGCUGCCUUUCAUAGAUACGUAAUAUUUAAUACAGCGAGGCUCUGACAUAAUCACUUUCUAUUCCAUCAAACGUGGUCUCCCUUUAAUCCCACUGCUGCUGUGAUUGUGGUGUUCGUUUGUGGGUAUGCGGAGAAAUUGUGGCAAAUUGUAUGAAGAGGAUGUGAACGCUGAAGGCCCCGCACUGGUCACUAAUGGUGUGGAGGCUUUAAACGCACAACGCUGAAGACUCAUGGGAAAAAGCAAGUGUAUUAUUAUUUUUUUAACUUUAUUUAACCAGAUAGUUGACUUAAAACAUCACAGUCGGCAUUUUCUAUUUGUUCCCAGGGCACCAUAAGAUGUUUCUUUUUACAUGCGUUACAUAUUUUAGAUAAUGAAUUUGCUGCACCUUUUUAGUCAAUUCUUUCUGUGUUGUGUGAUAAUGACGUGCCUUGUAUCAGCUGUUGAUACUGGCACACAUAAUUCCUCGAAAAUAUUCUUUCUGUGCCAGUUUGUGAGCACGAAGCGUCAAAACUGCAAGUAGCCAUGAGAUUAAAAUGUCCUCGUCUUGCCCCACUUGUCUUAAAUAAAUGAAGUUUUACCAAUACGAUAUGUACUUUCUGAAAAUUAACUUUGCUCAAGUCGGUCACAAGCUAUGAGGAAGAGUGAUCAAGCCAUCUGGGUAAGAUUACAAGAUUGCACUAAAGGAAAUUGGAAGACAAAAGGGAGGCAGAAUAAAGCAAAGCAGUGAAUGCCAUGUUGAAAAGCAUUGCAACGUGUCUGGAGGACAAUUUUAAGUAGCCUUAAUGUGACCAAGCAAUUUUUCCCGUCGGGUGGUACGGCUACGCCGGACAAUGGAGCAAUUGUUGCUUCCCGCCCAGAAGAACUUUUCAUCGUCCUCUAGACAAACGAGCGCAUGUCUGUAUAUUUUGGGUGUACACGUCAAUGCAGAUCUGCUGUACAAUAUUGAAAUAAAAAUAAUGGUAUUUAUUGA
Molecule: messenger RNA, 2872 nt
Organism: Hippocampus comes (tiger tail seahorse)
Lineage: Eukaryota; Metazoa; Chordata; Actinopteri; Syngnathiformes; Syngnathidae
Gene: pptc7a
Product: protein phosphatase targeting COQ7 a
Exons: 6
Coding region: 476-1369 (297 amino acids)
Biological process (GO): protein dephosphorylation
Cellular component (GO): mitochondrion
Molecular function (GO): protein serine/threonine phosphatase activity
Source: RefSeq, a predicted model, not a curated record